This is a messenger RNA of Salmo salar (Atlantic salmon), 440 nucleotides long. The record is from RefSeq and is a predicted model, not a curated record. NCBI's taxonomy places the organism in Eukaryota, Metazoa, Chordata, Actinopteri, Salmoniformes, Salmonidae.
UGUGGUGUGUUAUCAGACCAACCCAUCCUGAAGAAGUGAUGGAGGUGUGGAACAGUGGUGAAGAGGAGGGUCUGACUGAACUGGAGGGCUCCUCAGACACCAUGACAGCCCUGACCACCUCCAAUCACCACCUCCUCCACCACAGAGCUAUUAACGACUCCAACUACACCACCACCAACAACAUCACCUACUUCCCUUACUACCAACACUCCCUCCCUGUGGCUGCUAGCUUCAUCCUGGCCUACCUGUUCAUCUUCCUGCUGUGCAUGGUGGGUAAUGUACUGGUGUGUCUGAUCGUGCUGGGGAACCGUCGCAUGAGAACCGUCACCAACCUCUUCAUCCUCAACCUGGCAGUCAGCGAUCUGCUGGUGGGCAUCUUCUGCAUCCCCACAACGCUUGUGGACAACCUCAUCACAGACCAACCCAUCCUGAAGAAGUGA